Molecule: messenger RNA, 480 nt
Organism: Acytostelium subglobosum LB1
Lineage: Eukaryota; Evosea; Eumycetozoa; Acytosteliales; Acytosteliaceae
Exons: 3
Coding region: 1-480 (159 amino acids)
Molecular function (GO): calcium ion binding
Source: RefSeq, a predicted model, not a curated record
AUGGGACACGCACACACUAAACUUACAAAGACAGAGAUACAACAACUCUGUACUAUCUCAUCGUUCAACAAAGAUGAACUGACCAAUCUGUUUGAACAAUUCAAGAAGUUCGACACUGACUCUAAUGGUGUACUGGAUCGCAAUGGUAUCUAUCUACAGAGUGGAUCAAUCGACUUUAAGGAGUUGGUAGUGUCAAUGUCAAUCAUUGGUAAAGGAACACCAGAGGAGAAGCUAGGUUUCAUGUUCGACGUGUAUGACAAAGACAAGAGUGGCACUCUCGAGGCAAGUGAGAUCGAUGACCUCUCACAAACUAUGGUCAGUGUUGGCAAGGAGAUUGGAACACUGGACGGCGAUAUCAAAACCUUUGUCGACAAGCUUCUCCAAAAGGUGGACGUCAACCAUGACCUCUGUAUCACACGUGAUGAGUGGAUAUCACAAGGAUCAAAGUGUCCAUCUAUUCUAACUUUGCUUGGUCUCUAA